AUGAACUUUUGGUGCUUUCUAAGCGCGAGAAGGUACUGGUUUUCUACAGAAGAUCAUCACUCUCAAAGAAGGCAAAAAGACACAAGUUUCCCAAAAGGCACCAUGGCUCCAGCUACUGUGAUUUGUAUUGGUAUGGCCGGAUCCGGCAAAACCACAUUUAUGCAAAGACUAAACUCCCACCUCCACGCCAAGAAGACCCCGCCAUAUGUGAUUAAUCUUGAUCCAGCGGUUCUAAAAGUACCAUACGGAGCGAAUAUUGAUAUCAGAGACUCGGUGAAAUACAAAAAAGUGAUGGAAGAGUAUAACUUGGGACCAAACGGAGCUAUUGUUACGUCGCUUAAUCUUUUCUCCACCAAGAUCGACCAAGUUAUCAAUCUUGUGGAAAAGAAAUCAGACAAGUUCAAAAACGUCAUCAUUGACACUCCGGGCCAGAUCGAGUGUUUUGUUUGGUCGGCGUCCGGUGCCAUCAUAACGGAGGCAUUUGCUUCCACUUUCCCUACUGUCAUUGCUUACAUCGUGGACACACCCAGAAAUGCUUCUCCUACAACAUUCAUUUCCAAUAUGUUGUACGCCUGCUCAAUCUUGUACAAAACCAAGUUGCCAAUGAUUAUUGUAUUCAACAAAACGGACGUCCAAAGUGCUGAGUUUGCCAAGGAAUGGAUGCAAGACUUUGAGCUGUUCCAGAUGGCUUUGGCUAAAGACCAGGAGUUGAAUGGAGAGUCUGGAUCUUCGUCCGGCUACAUGAGCAGUUUGGUGAGCUCCAUGUCGCUAAUGUUGGAGGAGUUUUACUCCCAGUUGGAUGUCACAAGCUGCAGUGCAUACACAGGCGAAGGAUUCGAUGACUUUUUGAAUGCAGUGGACAAGAAAGUCGAUGAAUACAACGAAUUCUACCUCGCUGAGAGAGAAAGGAUAUUAAAGCAAAAGGCGGAGGACGAAAAGAAGCGUAAAGCCAAAUCUUUGAACAAACUAAUGAAGGAUAUGAAAUUGAAGGACAAGGCUGGCUUGGGCGACUCAGAAGUACUUUCUGACUAUGAGGAGUCUGAAGAAGAAGUCGACGAAAACCUUCAAGGAGAAGUUGACAGAGACGAAGAUGAAGCAGAGAGGGAAUAUACUUUCCCCGAAGAUAGACAAUCGGAACUUUCGAAAACAGAUGAAGAUUUACAAGCACGGUACCAAGCGGCUUUUGAAGCAACCGCAAAGACCGCUUCCUCUAAGACAGCUGAAAGCAUUGCUGAGUACAUUAGGCGCUAG
Clavispora lusitaniae ATCC 42720 is the source of this 1251-nucleotide messenger RNA. RefSeq names its product GTPase (gene NPA3). Lineage: Eukaryota; Fungi; Ascomycota; Pichiomycetes; Serinales; Metschnikowiaceae. Gene Ontology annotation, molecular function: GTPase activity. The record is from RefSeq and is a predicted model, not a curated record.